AUGGAGCUGAUGCAGCAGCUUACACUUUGCGCGGUUCUCCUAGUGGCCACCGCAAUCGUAAGCAACGAUGGACAGUUCCUGUCCGGACCCCGCUACAGCCUGGACAACAUGCCGAAGACGGGCUUCACCUGCCGGGACAAGAUCCUCGGCGGUUACUACGCCGACUCGGAAACGCAGUGCCAAAUGUUCCACGUGUGCGUGAAGGUGGCCGGCGUCGGAGUGCAAGACUUCCGCUUCCUGUGCCCCAAUGGUACGGCUUUCGAUCAGGAAGCCCAGAUCUGUGCCGAUUGGGGCGAUGUCGACUGCGAGGCGGCCACCCUGUACUACGGCAGCGACAACUUCGACCUGUACCGGCUCGGCUCCGGGUUCGAGAGCAAGCGGGCCCCGUACGCCGAGGAGGAGGAAGCCACCUUCCAUCUGCAGCGUGCGGAAACGAGCGAUGCUCGAAGAAGCAAGCAGUACAUUGUUAACCAGAGCUCCAAACCGCAGCAACCGCCGAGCCCGAAUCAGAUCCCUAGCGCACAAAAACCCUCUCAUCAGCAACAACAACAGCAGCAGCAGCAGCACCAGCAGCAACAACACCAUCCGCACCAACCACAGCCACAACAAUACUUCCGCCAGCCCAACACCUUCCCCUCCACCACACCCACCACUACAACCACAACGACGGCGACCACCACCACCACCACGUCUCGCCCAACGACUCCAGCGGAGAACAUCUUCUACAAGACCAGCCAGGUCCCGACGAAGCUGCACCAGAAGCACCUGGACCACAAGCAGCAGCAGCUUCUGCUCAAUCAGCAGCAGCUACUGCAGGCCCAGCACUACCGCCAGCUGACGGCGGUCGCGGCCACCGCCACCCCCUCCGAUCGACGUCCGGCGGUGGAAGAGAUCCGCACCACGACGCCCUCUUUCGCCCGCUCCCAGCAGCAGCCGCAGCAGCUUCAACCGCGCCCGGCGCACACCGACUCCAACAACGAUGAGAUCUUCCGCGGUUCGCAUAGUUCCCACUUCUACAACAAUCGCAACAACGGAAAGGAGGACUACGAGGAGGAACUGUACCGGAAGACAACGACGACGUCGACAACCAACGCUCCCCGUGGAGCGAAUCGGGGCCAGGCGGCUCAACCCGGAACCCGUGGACGUAACCGUGGUCGUGGCAGUGUCCGUGCCCAUCACCUGAAUGCACUCCGCAAUGAGGGCAAACCGAGUACGAGCACUACUCCGGCCAAUGUUGUCACAAGCAGUGUUGCGCCACAGCAGCAAGCACAGCGUCAUCAUCCUCAGCAGCAGCAGCAGCAGCAUCAGCAUCAGCAUCAGCAGCAGCUUCAACAGCAACGCCAGCAGCAACAACAGCCACAGGUACGUCCGCAGCCUCAACAGCAACAGAAUACCAAGCUGCAAACGACGACGCCGGACGAUUUCGUCGACAUUCCGAAGAUCCCGAACUUCCGGCAGCAGCCUACGACGGUGUUGAAACCCCAGCAGCCUCAGCAACCUCAGCAGCCCUCGGUGGGACAGUUCCGAAACUCACAACCAGUAACUCCGCAAAGCUUCGGACAGGCCAUCAUCUCCACACCGGCGCCAUUUGCCAAGCAGCAACAGCAACAGCAGCAAAGUAGAGGAAACACCUUCUACUCCAACACACAACAACAGCCGAGCACGACGACCAGCUCCACAACGCAGGCACCUGCUCAGCGUUUCGGGGGCAACAACAAUGGCAACUUCAAGAUCACCAUCACCUCACCCCAGACCGAUCGGAACUUUAACCAACCUCAGCAACAGCCGUUCAGCUUCAACUCGCAACCCCGUCAGCAGCAGACCAGCUCGCAGGCGCCCCCGAACAACCCGUUCCAGUUCUUCUCCGCCCAACCGACCACCAUUCGCCCCCGAGGAGCCUUCGAAAACCGCGCCACGGAACGUUCCUUCGACGAGGCUGCCGUGACGACGCCUCAGGAGUCGCAGCGUCUUCGCCCGCAGUCGCGCACCUUCAACGUCGACCCGAGCCGGUUAAGUCAGUUCAACUACAACGAGUACCAGGGAAGUCGAACCAGCACCACCACCACCACGACGGCCGUCCCUCCGACGACCUUCUCGCCAUCCUUGUCCCAGAACUUCCGCCAGCGACAACCAGCUCCUCAGCAGAGUGCGUUCUUCAAUCCCUUCUUCAAUGCGCCCACAACCACCACCACCAGCACGGCAGCUCCGGUGACGGUAGCACCGUCCAUCACCACCAUUCCCCCGGCGGUACUACAACGGGCCGUCCCGAAGGAACGCUACCAGGCAAUCUCCCGUUCCGGCCCCGACGGACACACACCGUCGACGGUGAAGAAGUUCUCCACGCUCGUCCCGAAGGAUCAGUACAACCCGACCACCUUCAAGCCGAACGCCAUCAGCAAGAAGGCGCUGCUUCAGUUCGUCAACCAGAAGAGUGUGAUCGGGCUCGAGAAGUCCCCGUUUACGGAGCGGGUGAUCAUCACCACCACGACCACCACCACGACCACCGAGAAACCGCGGCCGGUGCCUACGACGAAGUACCCGGGAUACAUUCCCACCAUCCCACCGGUGACAACUUCCACCACGCAGGCCCCCGUCACCACGACCACAACGACGACGACAAGGGCUCCAUUUACCACCAGCACCACCACCGCGAAGGCGGUGACUCCGCCGAACCGGUUCUUCCAGCCACCACCACCGAAACCGGCGGCCGGUCUCACGCAGUCCCCGAUCGUGGUGACAUCGUCCUCGGCGAAGCCAGAGAUCGACGAGGACGACGGGCAGUACCAUCCGGAGCUGUACGAGAAGGACUUCUACCGGAACCGCGUGAAGGCGAAGACGGCGGCGGCGGCGGCCCUGUCGGCGGCCCGCAACACCAACGGGCUUGCCUCCCUCUCGACGAGCGACGAGGAGGAAAUCUUCCGCACGGCACACUCCCAGAACAUCGCCGCCAGCGGCAACGACCUGAUCCUCGAGCGGGCACGCCAGGCGGCGGCCCGCAUCAACGAGUACUUCUCGUCCUCCUCGGUCAAACCGACGACGACCUCGGCGGCGGCGGCGGCGGCUGGCCGCAAGGACUCCCACCAGGAUCAGGCAGGCGCGGUCACGCCGAAGAGUGGCCCCGCCGGAAGCCAGCUGAAACACCGCAAGGACUCGCGGGUGAAGACGGGUUCGCACGGGGCGAAGGGUGGCAGCGGAAGCAACGCCACGCCGCGCCCAUUCUCCAAGGCACCGACGAUCCCACCGAACGCCACCAUCACCAAGCGGCCACCGGAGGACGAUAGCUACGACUACGCGUACUACGACACCGGAAGCCCCGAUCUGCCCGAGUACGACAUCGUCGAAGACUUUGGCCGGAAACGAGUCUAA
This is a messenger RNA of Anopheles coustani, 3366 nucleotides long. Its product is annotated as mucin-2-like. Gene Ontology annotation, cellular component: extracellular region. The record is from RefSeq and is a predicted model, not a curated record. Gene Ontology annotation, molecular function: chitin binding. The transcript is spliced from 5 exons. NCBI's taxonomy places the organism in Eukaryota, Metazoa, Arthropoda, Insecta, Diptera, Culicidae. The coding region runs from base 1 to 3366 and encodes 1121 amino acids.